CAAAAAAGUUCAGAAAGCCGGGAUGUGGGAACAACGAAUUAGGUUCUCCUGAGUUCAUCAUUUAUCAGAUGAAGGCAUCUAUGCGAAAUCCGGAAAAUUCUACCUUCAGACAGCGCUAAACGAGAAACCGACCCGUUUCAGCAUACGAGGAAUGUCUUCAAUCGCAGAUGAUCAAUUCUCGGAUCCCCUUAACCCCCCUCAAUCUGCGCAACCAUUUCAGUCAUUAUUCGGAGGUCCUGCCAGUCAAGAUGUGGAUCUGGAACCGUACCCAGAGAGUGACCACGGUGCUGGCACCCAAGAAGACCAAGAUGAUCUCGACGUUGUCAUGGGCGAUAUACCCACGAUGGAUGAUAACCAGUCUGAUGCAACAUACCAUGCCAGUGAUGAAGAUGACUCAGAUCCAAGGAACGAGGCCAAUGCGCCGCCGAAGAAACGCAAGAGACCGCUUGUUGUGGCUAGGUCGAUCAGUCCGCCGUCGUCUCCUGAAGAGCGACCUAAUAGGUUCCGUGGUCCUGAAUCUACAUGGAGGAGGUUAACGGCGGAGGAGAGACAGAACGCGCAGGCUCUGGAGACGAUUCGUGCUAGGGAUCUUGGUGCUCAUCUUUACAAUUCUUAUGCGCUCCGCGUACGGGCCCGUGAAAGAGGACGGAUGGCUGGGAAGGAGGAUAAGCGAGUGGAUGUGACGGAAGCGUUUGCUCCACCUAAGGGAUGGGCGGCGUGGCCCAUGUCUGCUGAUAAGGUGCCUCGAGCGGAUGAGCGUUUCAAAAGAGUGGAGGACGCCGCAUGGACAUUAAGGAUCCCAUCUGAUCCACGGCCUAGUGCUGAUUUGGAAGAAUCUAUUAUAGCUAUGAUGCUCAAAACUGCCAAGGAGAGGUUCGGAUCCAGAGAAUGGGACCGUAAGCGCACGGUAUAUCAACCAAGAACAUCCACUACAUUUCGAGUUGACACCAACGAUGAAAGUACGGCUUAUGAGGGAAGUGACGGGGGGUACGUGGAUGAUGAAGAACUUCGUCCCGUAGUUCAGGCGGAUGACGAUAAAUCCAGGCAGCAGCUACGGCCCCUUUCUCGAAACGUUCUCACGCAGUUCGACCAACUUCUGAUGGGUCUGCACCAUGCGCAGACAGGGGGUGCUCGGGGAGGUGACAGCUCAGCAAGUGAAAUGCAAUCGGAUACAGAGAGUUUGACUUCAAGCAGACCAUCACCCAGAAAAAUAAAUCGUGAAGAGACGGAGGGAAGUCAAACACGAGGUCGGAAAACGUCUCGCCGAUCUUCCCAGCAUGAAAAGCCUCGCUCUCGCUCUAAAAUGCUACAUACAUCACAAUCGCGCGGAAGAUCACUUGGCCGAGGAUACGGACGAUCUACAAGUCGCCUUCGAGGCGGACGCGGUCUCCGCGAUUGGAGUGAGGUCUUGGGUGUUGCAGCCAUGACAGGCUGGUCAUCUGCAGUAGUAAUGCGUGCAGCAAAACGGUGCUCCGCGCUAUUCGGAGAAGACAUGGCAUUCCAGAAAUUCAACGAGGGAGCAGUGAAACCCGUUGAAGAAGAUAACCCGGAAAAUGUACAGUAUAUGGAAAGCGAGUCUGAAUCUGAGCAUGAACCUGAACCCGAGCCCCAAUCCCCUAGAUCCCCGCCUAUAUCUCGACAGUCAUCCAAAAAUCCACGGUCCAGGGCUUCCUCUAUCAGACACGAAUCUACUUCCAGGCCUGCUAGUCCUGUGGCUGCUGACAACGCAGCGCGCAAGGGUAAAGGGCAGCAUCGCAAGCAGGACUUGGUAUGUCCAUUCAAAUCUUGCCCCCGGCAUGUGGAUGGUUUUUCACGGACGUGGAACCUGAAUCUCCAUAUGAAGCGCGUACACCCGGGUUACCGUCCGAAGAAACCUGUGUCUAUUAACAUUGAUGCUGGUAAUGACGAGCAGUGACCGGCAGCUACUGGGACAUGAAGUUCAGAUGGGCCGCACAAGCCUCACUUUUUAGCUAUGUACAUAUAUUCCUUAGACUGUUGAUAGACGAGCUAUAUAAUGAG
Molecule: messenger RNA, 2019 nt
Organism: Aspergillus ruber CBS 135680
Lineage: Eukaryota; Fungi; Ascomycota; Eurotiomycetes; Eurotiales; Aspergillaceae
Exons: 1
Coding region: 152-1915 (587 amino acids)
Source: RefSeq, a predicted model, not a curated record